AUGUCUCCGAACGGCAAGAUCUCUGUUCCCGAGGGAGUGGUCAAUUGGCUGUUUAAGGUCAUCCAGCCCAUCUAUGAAGACGGAAGAAGAACCUUCCACGAUUCAUUGGCGCUACUAGAUCGAUUUCAUUGUUUGCGACCAAGAACAAGAGUGUUUACACACCCUGACGGCACUCCGCAACUACUGUUGUCCCUCUAUGGUACCAUAGGCAGUGGCGGGAACGCUUCGUCUCCAAACUGCGUGCCCGUGAUCAUGUGGGUGCCCAAUUUGUACCCGGUAAAACCUCCCUUUAUUAGUAUAGACUUGGAAAACUUCGACAUGAACACCAUCAGUAGUUCCUUGCCCAUUCAAGCGUACAUCGACUCUAAUGGCUGGGUCGCACUGCCCAUACUUGGCCGCUGGGAUCCUGCCACGAUGAACCUCACAAUGAUCGUACAAGAGUUUACUAGUCUUUUGAGUGAACCGUCGCAAGAUCGGGUGCCCAGUCUACCGCCAAAACCCAACGUACAGCCCUCACUGGAACGCACGACCCCCCCACUGCCACCAAAGCCCAACAGUCCGCACGUACAACCGCCAUUGCCUCCGCCUCCACCACCGCAGCCGCCAUCCAACACGGUCGACCUUAUGGACAUUGACAACACGGACAGCUCUUCCACCAACCAUCACGAAAUGCUACACAACUUACAAUUAGUGGUCAACGAGCUGUACAGGGAGGACGUUGACUAUGUGGCGGACAAGAUACUGACGAGGCAGACCAUCAUGCAAGACUCGAUUGCCAGAUUCCACGAAAUGAUUGCCAUUGACAGGAACCAUCUACAGGCCGUCGAGCAGGCCAUCGCGCAGACCAUGCGCUCGCUAAAUGCACAGAUAGACGUCCUGACCGCGGAAAGGGCCAACGUCCAACAGUUCAGCUCAGCGUCGCCACUCGAUGGCGAGGACAUGAGCUCCAUAGCCGUCGCACAAACGGAGGGACUCAAUCAGUUGUACAAACUCGUCGCCAAGGACUACGCCCUCACGGACACCAUCGAGUGCCUGUCCAGGAUGCUGCACCGUGGCACAGUUCCCCUCGACACUUUUGUCAAGCAGGGACGUGAACUGGCACGCCAGCAGUUCCUUGUGCGAUGGCACAUCCAACGAAUCACUUCACCGUUAGCGUGA
Saccharomyces kudriavzevii IFO 1802 is the source of this 1158-nucleotide messenger RNA. It is a transcript of the gene STP22, whose product is annotated as ubiquitin-binding ESCRT-I subunit protein STP22. Lineage: Eukaryota; Fungi; Ascomycota; Saccharomycetes; Saccharomycetales; Saccharomycetaceae. The transcript has a single exon. The record is from RefSeq and is a predicted model, not a curated record. Gene Ontology annotation, cellular component: ESCRT I complex. Gene Ontology annotation, biological process: protein transport; endosome to lysosome transport; protein modification process. Bases 1 to 1158 code for a protein of 385 amino acids. Gene Ontology annotation, molecular function: ubiquitin binding.